Penicillium oxalicum is the source of this 1152-nucleotide messenger RNA. RefSeq names its product GDP-mannose transporter (gene gmtA). Gene Ontology annotation, molecular function: GDP-mannose transmembrane transporter activity; antiporter activity. The record is from RefSeq and is a predicted model, not a curated record. NCBI's taxonomy places the organism in Eukaryota, Fungi, Ascomycota, Eurotiomycetes, Eurotiales, Aspergillaceae. The transcript has 4 exons. Gene Ontology annotation, cellular component: Golgi apparatus. The coding region runs from base 1 to 1152 and encodes 383 amino acids. Gene Ontology annotation, biological process: transmembrane transport.
AUGGUUGAUGAUAAGAAGAACAACGACUACUCCAUCGAGAUGGACAAACUCGAUCAGGGCAACAAGGCCUUUGAGGCUGCGCCGCCUCCAUUGAAUCGGGCUACGAGCUCUCCGCCUUCAUCUAUAUCCAACAAUCCUGCUCUUCCGGUGCUGGCAUACUGCGGUUCCUCCAUUCUGAUGACCGUGAUGAACAAGUAUGUUCUGUCGGGCCUGGACUUUAACCUCAACUUUUUGCUGCUUAUGGUUCAGUCCGUAGUUUGUAUCCUCGCAAUCCAAACAUGCAAGUCGAUGGGCUUGAUCACCUAUCGUGAUUUCAGCUCCGACGAGGCCCGGAAAUGGUUCCCCAUUACCCUCCUGCUCAUCGGCAUGAUCUAUACUGGCUCCAAGGCUCUCCAGUUCCUCUCCAUUCCCGUCUACACCAUCUUCAAGAACUUGACCAUCAUUCUGAUCGCCUAUGGUGAGGUUCUGUGGUUUGGCGGCUCUGUCUCCAACAUGGCCCUCUUCUCUUUCGGCCUGAUGGUUCUGAGCUCCAUCAUUGCCGGUUGGGCUGACAUCAAGCACGCCGUUGAGAGCAGUGGUGAUACCAGCAGCAAGGUCUCCACCCUCAAUGCAGGCUACGUGUGGAUGAUGAUCAACUGCCUGUGCACCUCGUCCUACAUGCUCUGCAUGCGCAAGCGCAUCAAGUUGACCAAUUUCAAGGACUUUGACACCAUGUUCUAUAACAACUUGCUCUCCAUUCCCGUCCUGAUUGUGGCCACUUUCCUGGUCGAGGACUGGUCUGCUGCAAACCUGGCCCGCAACUUCCCCGAAGCCAACCGCAACGGGAUCUUCUUCGCCAUGUUCAUCACCGGUGUCUCCUCCGUCUUCAUCUCCUACACCUCCGCCUGGUGCGUGCGGGUCACUUCCUCCACCACCUAUUCCAUGGUUGGCGCCUUGAACAAGCUUCCCAUUGCCGUGUCUGGUCUCAUCUUCUUCGAUGCCCCCGUGACCUUCCCCAGUGUCUCUGCCAUCGUUGUGGGCUUUAUCUCCGGUAUCGUGUAUGCUGUCGCCAAGAUCAAGCAGAAUGCCAGGCCCAAGACUGGCCUUCUUCCUACCGCCAACCCUCUGGUCAGCGCCAGCAGCCAAAGCAUGCGUGACUCGCUGCGCUCUUAA